Fraxinus pennsylvanica is the source of this 555-nucleotide messenger RNA. The record is from the annotation of a GenBank genome assembly. NCBI's taxonomy places the organism in Eukaryota, Viridiplantae, Streptophyta, Magnoliopsida, Lamiales, Oleaceae.
AUGGCGGAAGUGAAACUAUUUGGUACGUGGUUUAGCCCAUUUAGCAGGAUAAUUGAGAUUGCCUUGAAACUUAAGGGCGUCAAAUAUGAAUUCAUAGAAGAAGUCUUGAACAACAAGUCACCGUUGCUGCUAAAGUACAACCCAGUUUACAAGAAAAUUUCCAUGCUACUCCACGAUGGCAAGCCAAUUUGUGAGACUUUGGUGAUUCUUGAAUACAUUGAUGAAACAUGGGAAGGCCCUUCCAUUUGGCCAAGAGAUCCUUAUGAAAGAGCCACCGCGCACUUCAAGGCUAAGUUCUUUGAUGAGAAUUGUGUGCUUGCAAUGUGGAAAGUAUGUUGGAGCAAAGGAGAGGAGAAAGAAAAGCUCAAGGAAGAAUGUACUCAAGUCCCGAAAAUUCUUGAGAGUACACUUUCGAGCAAGAAGUUCUUUGGGCUGGGUGAGACUAUUCGAAUGGUCGAUGUCACUGGCAAUUUCGUGGCAUAUUGGUUUGGAAUUCUCCAAGAAUUGGCAGGACUGCAAGUAUUUCACAAAAGAGAAAUCUCCCAAUGUAGGUGA